GCCGACUCUCAUGGCCUUGUGUUUGUGUAAUGACUUAGGUGUCCAUGUAUCGUUUUCAAGCACUCAGUUUUUCGCCUGAUAUGCAUACUUACUGUCUUCGACUAAGCCGUUGUGUGUUGAGAACCUCGUUGUAAAAACAAAAUGUUUCCUCAUUGCCGUCUCACCGCCUCGAGCAGUUUGGUGCAGUCGCGGUCACUCUUUCUCGCGUUUGCCCUGGUUUCUUGUGCAUUUCUCGGUCCAACGUUGUCAACGAGCGCGCCAAAGAAGGAGACGGCGAAAGAACGCGAGACAUCGACGCAGAAAAAGAGCAGUCAAUCUGCUCCCGACGAGGAUGAAGACGACGAGGACGGUGAUGCGGCCUCGGUGACCGGCGACAUUCAUCCCGAUAGCCGUUUAGCGAAGGGUAAAAGACAGCGUUCUACUCGAGACUGGCGAGGCAGAAAGAUCGUGAAAGGCAGCUACGUGACGCUUCCGGAGAUCGGCCCCCAUCAGCAUCCGCGUGACCCUUUCGGUCUUCGCCAACUCUUUGGCUUACCGCUAGACUUCGACCUCGGCAGAGGCGGAGGAAAUACUUCUAACAAGGUAAGCAAAACCAAAAUGGAAGUUGCGACGUCAACUAGAUGGACACCUUUCGAUAUAGCGCUUAGCCGACGCAUGAAACUGGUAGCAUCACACAGUUCCGACCAUGAUGAGGUGGUGGAGCAAAAGAAAGAGGAUGAAGAUCUUCUGGAUGAGCGGUAUGAUAUUAGUACUGAUACCAGAACAGAUGCAAGAACAAGAAGAUUCUCGAAGCUGGCCGCGAUUAUUGACGAGGAGGACGAGGGCGCCUUCUCUUCCUUCGUGUUAGAUCUCUACCGGGAGGCCUGCCUUGAGCGCGUGUGGAAGGGCCACCUAGACGCCAACGAGGACGGGCGGAUUGCGUUGCACGAAGUUAGAGCUGAAUUCGCAAGAAUAAAUGAAAACAAUAACGCGGCAUCAACAGCUGCUUCAAGUCCUUCACCAACGACUUCUAGAGUCAAAUCUAAAUCAUCUGCUUCUGCUCAAAAAUCUUCUUCGUACUCGUCGACAUCUUCAACCUCGUCCACAUCUUCUGCAUUAUGGUAUUUCUGCGUUCGUCGCGUCCAUGAUGCAUUUUCGAAACUAAAUUUGGAAGAACGUGCUGUCCUAGAUCCAGAAAAAGAGUUUUCUAUCCUGGCAAAAAGUCUUCGGGACGAGCUAGACUAUUUAGACGCUCGACGUCGAACCUUCGACUUCCUACUUACCCUAUCGGAUCUGGAAGCUCAUUUCGCGCCUCUCGAGAUUUCUUCAGAUCAUUCACAUGGAGAGCUAUAAAAAAAUAUAGUCUACAUUUCCCUACAGCUCCCGCUCGCGCUCAAUAAUUCAAGAUCACGAGGACAUGUUGAUGCUGUAGAGGAAGUUCGUCUUGCUCGUCUUGUCGAAGAUACGACGUAGUUACUUCUCAUGUACUUAAUUGAUGCAGCAUGUUGAAAGAAGACGCCCUUCUUGUUGAUGUUGAAAGCAACGCAGAAUAAAGACCUGGUGCUUCUGUUCUUCUUCUUCGUGCGUGCCGUGAUCAUCAGGAACACGAGGCAUUGAGAUUCGUGCCCAAACCGAGAGCCGAGAGAAUUGGUUAAUUGCGCUUCUACAACUUUCUCUUGACAGCAGAGGUUUUACUUGAAAUUGUCAUAAAAAUAUCGCACAAAACCAUAACGACGAUGAUGAUGUUAGAGAGUUUUGGUGCUGUUCCUCCGUCGGUG
Amoebophrya sp. A25 is the source of this 1757-nucleotide messenger RNA. The record is from the annotation of a GenBank genome assembly. Lineage: Eukaryota; Dinophyceae; Syndiniales; Amoebophryaceae.